Magnolia sinica is the source of this 489-nucleotide messenger RNA. Its product is annotated as sulfite reductase [ferredoxin], chloroplastic-like. NCBI's taxonomy places the organism in Eukaryota, Viridiplantae, Streptophyta, Magnoliopsida, Magnoliales, Magnoliaceae. The coding region runs from base 6 to 302 and encodes 98 amino acids. The transcript has 2 exons. The record is from RefSeq and is a predicted model, not a curated record.
AUUUCAUGAAUAUGGUGAAGGUUAAUGAUCUAGAAAAGGUUUUGGAGCCAUUGUUCUAUAACUGGAGGUGCAAAUGCCAACAGGGAGAAUUUUUCAGCGAUUUCACAACUCGCUUGGGCUUUAACAAACUGAAAGAGACAGUUGAGAAGUGGGAGGGCUUAGCAAAGGCAUCGACACGAUUUAAUCUAAAGCUUUUUGCUGACAAAGACACAUAUGAAGCCAUGGAUGAACUUGCAAAGCUGCAGAACAAGAUUUCACACCAACUGGCCAUGGAAGUCAUCCGUAACUUUGUUGUCGCCUAGUAAAAUGGCAAAAGUGAAUGAUUUGCCCCUUUUUUCGGCUGUUGCUAUUUGUUGAAUAAAUACCAGUUCAGAUGAACUUAUCUUUUUUCUUUUUUCUAAAUCAUGGAUGAGUGAGACUUAGUUGAAAAGAACUUGAGAUAUAUAACCAUCUACCAGGCUGUUGCAUCGUUUUCCCAUGUACAAACAA